This is a messenger RNA of Rosa chinensis, 3493 nucleotides long. RefSeq names its product probable 2-oxoglutarate-dependent dioxygenase AOP1. Gene Ontology annotation, molecular function: dioxygenase activity. NCBI's taxonomy places the organism in Eukaryota, Viridiplantae, Streptophyta, Magnoliopsida, Rosales, Rosaceae. The transcript has 4 exons. The coding region runs from base 2164 to 3111 and encodes 315 amino acids. The record is from RefSeq and is a predicted model, not a curated record.
GGAAGGUGAAAACAUGGGUUAGAAACUUCUUCUGGUCAGGGAACUCUCUGAAGAAAGGCUCCACUUUAAUUUCAUGGAAUAGCUGUUGUAUUGAACAAGGCGGGCUGGGUUUGAGAAAUUUAUUUACUCUAAAUCUAGCUCUUCUUCUUACGCGUUGUUGGGAUAUUGUUCAGGCUUCAUCUCCUUCAACGAAGUUGAUCCGUGCUCCUUUUUUCAAUUCAUCUUUCCAGUUCUGAAGUAUUAUCUAACGUCCUCUGUUUGGGUGGGUUUAAAAAAGUUGUGGCCCUAGUUUUUCGGAGAAACUGCAAUAGGUGGUAGGUGAUGGAUGCAGAGUGAAUUUCUGGUUGGAUAAUGUACCCAUCUCCAGCUCUCUCUUAGUAUUGCACAGCAGUUGUUGAAUUUUCUUAGAGAAAGGUUGUUUGGCCUUCAACUAAAUCUUGGCAGCUCUAGGCUAAAGAGGCCUAUCACUUCUUGUCUGAUCCUACUCCAAUUACUAAUUGGGGAAAGCUAAUUUAGAGUGAAGCAAUCCAACCUCGUAAAAAUAUUGUCACCUGGAAAGUCUUGCAUAGGAGAAUCUUAACUGAUGAUGCUCUACAGAGGUGUGGUACUCAGCUCUGCUCCCAAUGCUCUUUCUGUCGAGAGCAGGUUGAAAGGUUACAACAUAUGCUCUAUAGCUGCGGUAUGGUAAGCAGCUUCUGUAAUUGGUUGCUACUUCUUUUCAGAUUGCCGCAAUCUUCUCAAGUAGAAAUUAUGGAGCCUUUCUCUUCAGCAAAGUUGAAUUCCAUGACUCCCUCAACAAAGAAACUUUGGUGCUUUGCAGUUUGGUUGUGGUGUCUUUGGAUUGAACGCAAUAAAAUAAGGUAUGAUAAUUAUUUAUUCACUUUAGACAGAUUCAAGCUUUUUUCCUGUAUUCACUCAGAGAUUCGGCAUCAAUUUAUUUUCAUCCUCAUAUUUCUUCCUCGAGAGUUCUCCCAAUAUUUAUGCUUUUGGGUUCAUCACCAUUGAGACUCUCGGCCCCAAAGUUCAUCCGUGUUUGCUGGCAGCCUCCUCCUCUAGAUUGGUUGAAAGUAAACACUGAUGGAUCUUUUCGUGAUCCUAACACAGCUGGGGUUUGGGUUAUUUUAAUAUAGAGAUUCAGAAUGUGCUUUUCUGGGUUCCUUUGCUCAUAAAGUGGUGGUUUCUAGUGCGAUUGUGGCUGAAGUACUUGCAGUCAUUGAAGCUUUGCGUGUUGCCUAGGUAAGAAAUUGGACUCAUGCAUAUUUGGCUUGAGACAGACUCUACUCUUGUAGUUAAUUAUUUCAAGUUACCAACUCUAAUCCCUUGGAAGGUACGUAUUGCUUGGCUUAACUGCAUUCGUUUCACUACCGCUAUAAAUUUUCCUGUUUCACAUAUCUAUAGGGAGGGCAGCUUCUUGGUAGAUAAGCUUGUUAUCUAUGGUGCUGCAAAUGAGGGUUCUAAUUGGUGGAGAUUGAUCUGAGGUUUCAUUUCAAAUUUUUAUGGUAGAGACCGCUCUUCUAUUGUUCAAUACAGGUUUAGCUAGUAAUUCAAAUCAUAUAUUGGUCUUGGGUUCGCAUGUAUUAUUUUACAUUGCUUGCUUUCCGAAGUGCUUGAGGCUUAUCAUCUGUACUUUUUAAGUUUGUAUUUCCAACUCUUGUUCUCUUUGUAAGGUUUUGGUCUAGCCACCUUUGCUAUGUAUUUUUUUUUUUUUUCUGGUUAUUAAUAAAUUCGGAUAAGGGCGUUGGAUUAGCUAGCUUUAUUCCGCUUCCUUGGUUAGCUAGCUAGAUUAGGCAUACUAGCAGAGCAUGUUUGAUAGAGUUGGAAGGAUUUCUGUGGCCUACUUGGAUAUACUUUGUAUUCUAGGUUACAUUGUUUAACAUAUUAUUUAUGGUAAACAUCGUUUUCUAUGACUCAUACCUUCUUGGAUUUUCCAACCUUUCUAUUCCAUGCUUUCAGGUUAAACAGUAAGGACAUGGUACAACAACCGUGCAAUUCACGAGGGAAGUGGUAUUUAUUUAUUUUCAUAUCAUUCUCACUUCAAGAACCUUGCAAUAUAAAUAAAACCCCUCAACGUACCAAAGAUUCAUCCCUAAAUACAGUACCAAAGUACAGAGAAAGAACCAGUUCGUUGGAAACACAAAGGAAGUGCUUGAUAAGUUGGAGAGAAUGGGUUCAGAUUCUCAAUACCAAAUUCCGGCAAUAGAAUUCAUAAUGAAUUCGCCAGAAAUGGACCGAGGAACUGAUGAGUGGUACCAUCUGUGCAAGAAGGUUCGAGAGGCUUGUGAAAAUUAUGGUUGCUUCGAAAUUGUGUAUGAUAAGAUACCUCCGCAGUUAAGAGCCGAAACCUUCUCUGCGUCAAGGAAACUCUUCAGCCUUCCACUUGAGACAAAGAAGCAGAACCUUAAUCCAAAACCUUACCAGGGUUACGUUGGACCAAGUGUCCGUGCUCCCUUGUAUGAAGGCUUUGGCUUUGAGGAAGCAUCCAACUAUGAAUCCCUUGGUAGCUUGACAGAAGAUAUCUGGAGUCAUGACCAGUUUUGCACUGUCAUUUCUAUGAUGAAGCAGCUGGAUGAGCUGAAAGAUAUGAUUAACUUGAUGAUUCUUGAUAGCUAUGGUUUGGAAGAGACAUCAAAUUUGAUCAUGGUGUCCAAGACACUGCUACGGUUACAGAAGUACACGGCACCUCCUUCAAGGGAGUACACCAUGGGAUCCCCGGCUCACACUGACAAGAAUUUUGGCACAAUCCUUUUUGAUGAUCAAGUUUCAGGUCUUGAAGUUCAAACCAAGGAUGAACAAUGGGUCAAGUUGUCUAUAUCUCCUCGCUCUUUCGUCUUUGUUGUUGGAGACUCCCUCAUGGCAUGGAGCAAUGGCAGAAUGCAUUCUGUGAAUCAUCGGGUGAUGAUGUGUGGGGAAAAAGAACGACAUUCUUUAGCAGCAUUUGCACUUCCAAUAGAGGGUUCCAUUAUCAAGGCACAAAAGGAGCUAGUAGAUGAAGACUACCCCCGUAUUCUUAAAGAUUUCGACUAUACAGACUUUAGCAAGUUCAUCUUUUCAGAAGGAAGAGCCAUCGAAUCACAAAUGCAAGUUUUCGCAUAUGCUGGAAUUAGAACUUGAUUUGUUAAUUAUAAAAAUUGGAAAUAAAGGUUCUUGACUUAUGUAAUGCCGCAUUUGCCUGAUGUGUAGUGUCUGAUUGGAUGAGGCUCCUCCUUUUAUCCUACAUCUUCGUUGACACGCUUGGUCUUCUGAAUUUCCGGUUUCUUUGAGUUGUAUUUUAUUUAUCCUCUUCAUCUUUUUGAAUGGAGAUUAGUACCUCUGUUGAUUUUCUGUUUUUGGCUAGGGGCAUGGCCGUUGUCCUUCCUUCCUCUGUUUGUAAUCCUUUUCUCUUUUAAUAAUUUGGGUUGGGAAACUCUCCAAUCCUAUCUUAGCCAAAGGAAAAAAAAAAGGUGGUGUAUGAUUCAAUUUCGGCAUACAUUAGUAAAAGUUUAUACUGUGAUUA